Molecule: messenger RNA, 1348 nt
Organism: Bolinopsis microptera
Lineage: Eukaryota; Metazoa; Ctenophora; Tentaculata; Lobata; Bolinopsidae
Product: glucosamine-6-phosphate isomerase 1-like
Exons: 1
Coding region: 38-853 (271 amino acids)
Biological process (GO): N-acetylneuraminate catabolic process; D-glucosamine catabolic process; carbohydrate metabolic process
Cellular component (GO): cytoplasm
Molecular function (GO): identical protein binding; glucosamine-6-phosphate deaminase activity
Source: RefSeq, a predicted model, not a curated record
GUGAGUUCAAUCGAUUAUCUUUUUUAGAUUGAUAGCCAUGAGACUGGUUAUCAAAGAUACUUCUGACGAUGUCUCGUUGUGGUCAGCACUGUAUGUGAAAGCUAGAAUUUUGGAAGCCAAACCUGACCACAGAAAAUACUUUGUUUUGGGACUACCAACUGGUGGUACUCCCAAAGGCAUGUACCUGGAACUUGUCAAGAUGUGCAAGGCUGGGGAACUUAGUUUCAAGUAUGUAAAAACGUUCAACAUGGACGAGUAUGUCGGUUUGGACAGAGAUCACCCAGAAAGUUACCAUUCCUUCAUGUGGGAAAAUCUUUUCAAGCACAUCGACAUUCAUCCUGACAAUGUCAAUAUUCUGGAUGGCAAUGCUGAAAAUUUAGUCGAAGAAUGUAAUGGUUUUGAAAAAAAGAUUGUUGAAGCCGGUGGAAUUGAUUUGUUCAUUGGUGGGAUUGGUCCUGAUGGACACAUUGCCUUUAAUGAGCCUGGCUCUAGUCUUGUUUCAAAAACACGUGUCAAAACCCUGAAUAAGGAGACCAUAGUCGCAAACUCCCGGUUUUUUGGUGGCAGAGAAUGUGACGUCCCAACCCAGGCUUUAACAGUGGGUGUACAAACUAUUCUUGAUGCUAGAGAAGUGAUGAUCCUCAUCACAGGUUCUCAUAAAGCUCUGGCUCUGCACUAUGCGAUAGAAGAGGGCAUUAACCACAUGUGGACCGUAACUGCUCUGCAACAACACCCAAAGGCUGUAUUUGUGUGCGAUGAGGAUGCCACUCUAGAGUUGAAAGUGAAAACUGUGAAGUACUUCAAGGAUCUGAUGACAUUGCACGACAAAUCUAUAACACCUAAUCUAGGUUAACUGUAGUUGACAUUUAAGUGGGAAAAUAAACCUUGACCAACCAUUUGCAUUGCAUAGUAGGAUAUUAGAUAGAUUUUUAUUAUAUCUUUAAUUGUUAGGCCAUGGACUUGGGAUUGCAUGUUUUUUUGUUGGUUGACUUUUCCUAACCAACAGAAGAAAAAAAUUUACCCAAUACCCAUAUUAUUAAUUGGAACAUUAAUUCGUGUUUGAUGUGACCAAACAUUACAUAGUUAGAUAUUAGAUAGAUUUUUAUUAUAUUUCUAAUUGAUAGGCCAUGGACUUGGGAUUGCAUGUUUUUUGAUGGUUGACUUUUUCUGACCAACAAAAGUUUUUUUUAAAUUUUUAGAUUUUGUGAAUUUAUCUUUAUCGUUCCUGUGUCAAUUAAUUUAUUAUUACAUCACACUCAAUUAUUCGAGUUCAAAUUACUUUAGUAUGUAGAAUUUUCCGACUUAAGGAAUUAUUAUGUUAUUUUUUAAACUAAAUUUUUAUACAUCA